AUGUUUGACUGGUCGACGGGACAGGUCUUUCGGGAAUGGACCAUGGACCGGCACUUCCUCUCGGUCCGGGCCGCCGGCGAGUCCGACUGGUCGCGGCGGCGGCCGUAUCCGCUCUUCACGCCCCGGGGCUCGCGCGGCACCCGGUCCCUCGUCGACACGGCCAUCAACGUCAUCGCAAACAACAUCGGCGACGUGCCCGAUGCGUACCUCGAGUUUCUGCCCGCGCGCCUGCGGUGGCGCAUAUGGCGGUUUCUGGAAGCCAGAGGCGUAUGCCUGCAUGCCUGGAAGCUCUUCUCCAAGCAGCUGCUGCGCGAGGACGACGAAAAGACCCUGGGCCUCUACCGCUUCCGCCAGCACAUCUGCAGCCCGGCAGACGAGCUCAAGAGCUACACGCAGCCCCUGACAUGCUUGUCGACCGACUUCAUCACCCACCUCGUCAUCAGCGGCGGCUGUGACUUCAGCACCAACGAGCUGCUGUGCCUGGCCGACGUCAAGAACCUCGGCGUCCUCGAGCUCAUCCAGCCCGCCGACGAGGUGCACGCCAUCUUCCCCCAUGCCAACGAUCGCCUCAUACGCGGCUGGACCGAGAUGGACGACCCCUUUCCGCUGCUGCGCAUCCUACGAAUCUGGGGAGACCAGUCCACCACCCAGGAGUCGCUCCGCUGGGUGUCCAAGUUCCCUCGCUUGGCCUUGUACGAUGUGCUAGGCUCUAGAGAGGACUGGCGGGGCCCGAUGGGUCAUGUCGUCGACGGGGGCUGGGAGAUGAGCAUUGUAAUGCCUGGCCCGAAAGACUCCCUGUUGCGCGACCUCAUGCUGUUCGCGCCGCUCCAAGACACCCGCAGUCAUCGAGACCUGGCCAGGACCGUUGACCUGGAUCUUGUGUCUCUGUCCAACGACUCUCGCUGCGCCGUCAAGUUUGUCGCUGACCGAAAAGCCCCGUCCCUCCUCGACUACCUCACGGACACGGCAAAGGUCAACGCGCCGGCAUGGCACACGGCCGCCGCCGCCGCCUCGUCAGACGCCCGGUCCUGCCACGGGGUAGCCUUUGAGCCGUGGGCCUUUUGGCUCUACUCCCUCAUCGGCCAGCUCACCCACGACAACGACAUGACGAGCCGCGGCAUCCAGGCCGACGUCCAGGCCGUCGUCGGGCCGUUUGUGCUGCCCUCGAAGCCCUUUGCCAGCCUGUACCUGGGCCACAGCGGACGUGGGGGCAUCUCGGUGCGGCCGUCGUACGUCAGCCGCGGGCUCUUUGCGACCGAACGGUACGUCUUUACCAGGUCUGCCGUUGUCCGCCCACAGACAGAGGCCGAGCCGAGGGCGACGCGACGGGCGAGACAAGACGAGGCCGGGGUUUCCGAGCGAGGAGCGCUCUCCCUGCGGAAGCAGAAGAGACGGCGCCUGGACCAUGUGCUGCAGUCGUUUUCAAACUAA
Messenger RNA from Hirsutella rhossiliensis, 1431 nucleotides. RefSeq names its product succinyl-3-ketoacid-coenzyme a transferase. NCBI's taxonomy places the organism in Eukaryota, Fungi, Ascomycota, Sordariomycetes, Hypocreales, Ophiocordycipitaceae. The transcript is spliced from 2 exons. The record is from RefSeq and is a predicted model, not a curated record. Bases 1 to 1431 code for a protein of 476 amino acids.